CGCGUUAUUGCUUCAGAGAAACCGAGCCGCUCUUUCUUUAUAUUCCGCUAAAACACCAGGCAAGAUGUCAAAGGGAACUGCAGUUGGAAUUGAUCUGGGCACCACAUAUUCCUGUGUGGGAAUUUUCCAGCAUGGCAAAGUUGAAAUUAUUGCAAAUGACCAAGGAAACAGAACCACACCUAGCUAUGUUGCCUUCACUGACACCGAAAGGUUGAUUGGCGAUGCAGCCAAGAACCAAGUAGCCAUGAACCCCACCAACACAAUCUUUGAUGCCAAACGUUUGAUUGGCAGAAGAUUUGAAGAUCAUGUGGUUCAGUCUGACAUGAAGCAUUGGCCUUUUAAAGUAAUCAGUGAUGGUGGACGCCCUAAGGUUGAAGUUGAGUAUAAAGGAGAGACUAAGAACUUCUACCCUGAGGAGAUUUCCUCCAUGGUGCUGGUUAAAAUGAAGGAGAUUGCUGAAGCCUAUUUAGGAAAGUCUAUCAACAAUGCUGUGGUCACAGUACCAGCUUACUUUAAUGACUCUCAGCGUCAAGCCACCAAAGAUGCCGGCACAAUCUCUGGACUAAAUGUUUUACGUAUUAUAAAUGAGCCUACUGCUGCUGCCAUUGCAUAUGGUCUGGAUAAGAAGGUUGGUGCUGAGAGGAAUGUCCUGAUCUUCGACCUUGGUGGUGGUACCUUCGAUGUGUCCAUCCUUACAAUUGAAGAUGGCAUCUUUGAGGUAAAAUCCACUGCUGGUGACACUCACCUGGGUGGUGAAGACUUCGAUAACCGCAUGGUAAACCACUUCAUUGCAGAGUUUAAGCGCAAGUACAAGAAAGACAUUAGUGACAACAAGAGAGCCGUUCGCCGUCUGCGCACUGCCUGUGAACGUGCCAAGCGCACCCUGUCCUCCAGCACCCAGGCCAGCAUUGAAAUCGACUCCCUGUAUGAGGGUGUUGAUUUCUACACCUCGAUCACCAGAGCUCGCUUUGAGGAGCUCAAUGCUGAUCUCUUCCGUGGAACCCUGGACCCAGUUGAGAAGUCUCUCAGAGAUGCCAAGAUGGACAAAGCUCAAAUCCACGACAUUGUUCUGGUCGGUGGCUCUACUCGUAUCCCCAAGAUCCAGAAGCUUCUUCAGGACUUCUUCAAUGGCAAGGAGCUCAACAAGAGCAUCAACCCCGAUGAGGCUGUGGCUUAUGGAGCAGCUGUCCAGGCUGCCAUCCUGUCUGGAGACAAGUCAGAAAAUGUUCAGGAUCUGCUGCUGCUAGAUGUCACCCCUCUGUCUCUCGGUAUUGAGACUGCCGGCGGUGUCAUGACUGCUUUGAUCAAGCGCAACACCACCAUUCCAACCAAGCAGACCCAGACAUUCACCACCUACUCUGACAACCAGCCUGGUGUGCUCAUUCAGGUGUACGAGGGUGAGCGUGCCAUGACCAAGGACAACAAUCUGCUGGGCAAGUUUGAGCUGACUGGAAUCCCACCUGCACCUCGGGGUGUUCCUCAGAUUGAGGUCACCUUUGAUAUUGAUGCUAACGGUAUCUUAAAUGUCUCUGCUGUUGACAAAAGCACUGGCAAGGAGAACAAGAUCACCAUCACCAAUGAUAAAGGUCGUCUCAGCAAGGAGGACAUUGAACGCAUGGUGCAAGAGGCUGAGAAGUACAAGGCUGAGGAUGAUGUACAGCGUGACAAGGUGUCUUCCAAGAAUGGCCUGGAGUCUUAUGCUUUUAACAUGAAGUCCACUGUGGAGGAUGAGAAAUUGCAGGGCAAGAUCAGUGAUGAGGACAAGCAGAAGAUACUAGAAAAAUGCAAUGAGAUCAUUAGCUGGCUUGAUAAGAAUCAGACUGCAGAAAAAGAAGAAUAUGAGCAUCAACAGCAGGAGCUAGAAAAGGUCUGCAACCCUAUCAUUACCAAGCUGUACCAAAGUGCUGGGGGAAUGCCAGGAGGAAUGCCAGGUGGAUUCCCAGGAGCUGGUGGUGCUCCCUCUGGUGGUGGCUCCUCUGGACCAACCAUUGAAGAAGUUGAUUAAAUAUAAAUAAUGAUGUACACAUUAACUAAAUGUGGAUCCCAGUAGGCCUAAUAUGUAUGCAAAAAUAUGCAUUUAAUAGCUAUUUUGUGAGUCAGCAAAUGCAUUUUAAAACAAAGCAAAUCUGUUUGUUAAAGUUCUAUAUUAAUUUCUGGUGAGUGACAAUAAAGAAAUCCCUCUGAAGGGUUUUUGUUGUCCCCUGGCAGAUGCAGUGCAACACUGAACAUAUUUUAGAUUUUAUUACAGCAUAUUGUAGAGAGCUAGCUGAUGAAUUUCAGAUUAAUUGUGUGGAACAGUUGUUUCAAUAAUGCAUAGUGCAUAAUUCAUAACGUUAGCAUAAGCCAUAUUAUUAUUAAGCCAAGACAUCAAAUGAAAUGAUCCUAGAGAUUAUGGUUAUGUGAGACAUUACCACUAAAAUGAAUAAACACUUUUACACAGUCUACACAAUCAUCAAUAAAUUGUUAUAAAAAAAAACUACACAUACAAGUUAUUCAUUUAUCAUUGUUGUUAAGGGUCUGAGACUCAUGAAAGUGACAGCUGGUAGAUGGAAGAGUCACAGCUUGUUUCCCUUCAGCACUCAUUAAUAGCAGCAAGAGAAAAGGCAUCACAUGAAGUGUACAGCAAAACAGCUCUAUAGUGGCUUCAGGGCAAGUCUGAAUAUCUUUGAGUGCCCCAGACAAACCCCAUCAAACAUCUGUGGAGAGACAUACACAUACUAGUCAUCUAUUUCAAUGGCAGGUGUAAUGUGAACAAAAUGUGCCAAAUAAAGUAAACCAUAUCCAA
Molecule: messenger RNA, 2785 nt
Organism: Trichomycterus rosablanca
Lineage: Eukaryota; Metazoa; Chordata; Actinopteri; Siluriformes; Trichomycteridae
Product: heat shock cognate 71 kDa protein
Exons: 9
Coding region: 65-2005 (646 amino acids)
Cellular component (GO): cytoplasm; plasma membrane; nucleus
Molecular function (GO): ATP binding; ATP-dependent protein folding chaperone
Source: RefSeq, a predicted model, not a curated record